AUGGCGCCACUGGUGCAAAGCUCUCAACCAUGGGUCGAAAAAUAUCGGCCGAAGCAAGUGAAAGAUGUGGCUCAGCAGGACGAGGUGGUUCGGGUCCUCACCAACACCCUCGAGACCUCAAAUUGUCCGCACAUGCUCUUCUAUGGUCCACCGGGCACCGGAAAAACCACCACUGCUCUCGCCAUUGCCCACCAGCUUUUCGGACCUGAACUCUACAAGUCUAGAGUGUUGGAGCUCAAUGCAAGUGAUGAUCGUGGGAUCAAUGUUGUCCGGACAAAGAUCAAAGAUUUUGCUGCUGUGGCUGUGGGUUCUGCUCAUCGUCAAGGGGGUUACCCUUGUCCACCAUUUAAGAUCAUUAUCCUAGAUGAGGCGGAUUCAAUGACAGAAGAUGCUCAGAAUGCUCUAAGACGUACAAUGGAAACCUACUCCAAAGUCACAAGAUUCUUUUUUAUAUGUAAUUAUAUCAGCAGGAUCAUAGAGCCACUUGCUUCAAGAUGUGCAAAGUUUAGGUUUAAGCCACUUUCAGAAGAAAUCAUGAUCAGCCGCAUAUUGCAUAUUUGCCAAGAAGAAGGCGUCAACCUAGAUCCAGAGGUUCUGUCAACACUAAGUUCUAUCUCACAAGGUGAUCUUCGUCGGGCUAUUACAUACUUGCAGUCAGCUGCACGCUUAUUUGGAUCUUCCAUUUCUAAGAAGGAGCUGAUUAGUGUAUCUGGGGUAAUCCCGGAGGAGGUUGUCGAGUCAUUUUUUGCUGCCUGCAGCGGUGAUAACUUUGAUUUGGCAAACAAGGAAGUCAACAAUGUAAUCGCAGAGGGAUAUCCAGUCUCUCAGAUGCUUUCACAGUUAUUUGAGGUGGUGGUUGAAUCAGAUGACAUAUCAGAUGAACAGAAGGCUAGAAUAUGCAAAAAAAUGGGUGAAGCAGAUAAGCGUCUCGUUGACGGUGCUGAUGAGUACUUGCAGCUGCUUGAUGUUGCCAGCAGUGUAAUGCGAGCUAUGUGUAACAUGCCCGAAGAUUUCUCUUAG
Molecule: messenger RNA, 1020 nt
Organism: Prunus armeniaca (apricot)
Lineage: Eukaryota; Viridiplantae; Streptophyta; Magnoliopsida; Rosales; Rosaceae
Source: the annotation of a GenBank genome assembly